Molecule: messenger RNA, 833 nt
Organism: Prosopis cineraria
Lineage: Eukaryota; Viridiplantae; Streptophyta; Magnoliopsida; Fabales; Fabaceae
Exons: 1
Coding region: 89-313 (74 amino acids)
Source: RefSeq, a predicted model, not a curated record
CGGCAAUUCAUUGCGCAAGGUUGAAAGGCAACGUCCACAAAAACAAACUAGAACAGCAAAAUUUUAAUCUGGUUUUGUUGAAUCAAGGAUGUCUGAUAUUGCGAUGCUGGUGGCAGAGGAGUAUGAGAGGAGGGUCAGCAUUUUAAGGAAGGCAAGCGCUGAUGCCUAUGGCGUUUCACAGGAGAGGAUCGAUGAAGGCGCUUCGGUUUUGGCUCAGAGGCUGAUGAAGCAGAAGAGAGAGCUCCUCAAGUGGGCCUGGGAGCCCAAAUCCCAAGUGGGCGUUGCUGCUUCUACCAGCUUCUUCUCUGCUUGACCCUCAUGCUUCCCCACCCAAAGUUCCUUCACUUCUUUCCUCUCUUUGAUUCUCCUUCUCCUUCUGUACACUCAUCGUUCUAUAUCCAUUCACUAAAAGGAACUCUGUGUUCUCGGCUCAUGAACAGUUCUCCACCAAUUAUUUGCUUCCCUUUCUCUCUUCUUAAGAGACAUCAAUUUCACGCUCACAACAUUAGUAAUUGGAACUGAGUUUUUCCGUAAACCCUGAAUUAUUUAAUAAUAUUUAAGAGCACCAACGUCGGAAGAUCUUCGGAGUCACCAGCUGUUUGAUGUCCCCGGGGUCGUCUUCCCACCAAGAACAGCCUUUAAGUUCUUCAGCACAUGAGAAGCUCGCAAUUUCAUUUUGGAAGAGCAGCACUCAACCCCCCCAGCGCAUUGCAAUUAAAAACGCAGAAGACGGAAAGUUUCGAUCAGUGAAGAGAGAACUAAAGUCAGCCGGGAUGAGAGCUUAACAAAUUUGUAGAAUAUGGAAUGUGCGAAUUUUAUUAUUAUUUUUUCAA